AUGGUGCGUCUGGUGGAGGGGCUGAAAUUAAACGAAAUCCAGUUUGCUGACCAAAAGCAAGAAUUCAACAAGCGCCCGACGAAGAUCGGCCGCCGUUCACUUUCCCGCUCCAUCUCGCAGUCCUCCACAGAUAGCUACAGCUCAGCUGCCUCCUACACAGACAGCUCUGAUGAUGAGACCUCCCCCCGAGACAAGCAGCAGAAGAACUCCAAAGGCAGCAGUGAUUUCUGUGUGAAAAACAUAAAGCAGGCAGAAUUUGGGCGCCGAGAGAUUGAAAUCGCUGAACAAGAAAUGCCUGCGCUGAUGGCUUUGAGGAAGAGAGCACAGGGAGAGAAGCCACUGGCUGGGGCCAAGAUCGUGGGCUGCACGCACAUUACAGCGCAGACAGCUGUCCUAAUGGAGACUCUUGGUGCGCUGGGUGCGCAGUGCCGAUGGGCUGCGUGCAACAUCUACUCUACUCUUAAUGAAGUGGCUGCUGCCCUUGCUGAGAGCGGGUUCCCCGUCUUCGCCUGGAAGGGAGAAUCCGAAGACGACUUCUGGUGGUGCAUCGAUCGCUGCGUCAACGUCGAAGGAUGGCAGCCCAACAUG
Fulmarus glacialis (Northern fulmar) is the source of this 588-nucleotide messenger RNA. RefSeq names its product putative adenosylhomocysteinase 3. Gene Ontology annotation, cellular component: cytosol. The annotation marks the transcript as partial. Lineage: Eukaryota; Metazoa; Chordata; Aves; Procellariiformes; Procellariidae. Gene Ontology annotation, biological process: L-methionine cycle. The transcript has 6 exons. The record is from RefSeq and is a predicted model, not a curated record.